Messenger RNA from Trypanosoma theileri, 504 nucleotides. RefSeq lists its product as uncharacterized. The transcript has a single exon. Bases 1 to 504 code for a protein of 167 amino acids. NCBI's taxonomy places the organism in Eukaryota, Euglenozoa, Kinetoplastea, Trypanosomatida, Trypanosomatidae. The record is from RefSeq and is a predicted model, not a curated record.
AUGCAUUCGCAUCUCCCUUUCAGUACGAGAGAAGUACUGGCAACGAUAUCUUCUCCCUUGCGCGUCUGUUUGACUCCUUGGUCCGUGUUUCAAGACGGGUGGGGGCACCCCAUUUCCUUCGCCAACAUCGAGGAUCACGGAGAAGAAGGCGCCGCUUUAAAGUAUACAACGCCCCUUACUCUCCGCCCAUUUCACCAUGACCUCAUUCUUGCACUUCGUUGCCCGCUGGAUUUCAAACCCCAUCGGGAUAAUGCUGUGAGGCUGGUUUUGGCCGUUGAAAUGGAGGUACUUCCAUUGUCAUUGUCACGACUUCAGGUUCUAUGUCACUCUCUUUCCAAAGUGCUUUUCAAACUUUCGCUCACGCUACUUGUUCGCUAUCGGUCUUCCUACUCUGUAUUUAACUUUGGCAGACACAUACCUGCCAGCUUGACACUGCAUUCCCAAACAGUGCUACUCUCUUGGUUCGCUCAAGGAGGCGCUCAGGUUCAUGGCUCAAUGGGCUAA